AUGGGCCUCUGUGAGCUCGGCAACUGUCCUCAAACAACAGGCUGUGGUAUCCUACGUGGCACUGCCAGGCCUGCCGUGGGUGCCCGCAUCAACCUCAUCUCAUUUUACUUUGUGGGCACUCCUGUGGCUGUUGGCUUAGCCUUUUUCCUCAGGGUUGGCUUUAGUGGUCUCUGGAUAGGGCUCUUAUCAGCCCAAGUCGCAUGUGCCGUGUCUAUUCUCUAUGUUGUGUUGAUGCGGACGGACUGGGAAGGUGAGGCUAUGAAGGCUAAGAAAUUUACUAGCAAUGGCUUGGAGAUGAGCAAUGCUACUACUUGCAAUGUGUUGGUGAGAGAUAAGGUUGAAAAUAAUGGAGAGAGAAAAGGGUUUUUAGUUGAUAACAUGGAUGAUGUUUGGUAG
Messenger RNA from Camellia sinensis, 396 nucleotides. NCBI's taxonomy places the organism in Eukaryota, Viridiplantae, Streptophyta, Magnoliopsida, Ericales, Theaceae. The record is from RefSeq and is a predicted model, not a curated record.